AUGAGUUCAGAAUCUGCAUCUCCCUCCGUUAUUUUGCCCCAGGGGACGGUUGUGGGAGUUCAAUUGAACAAUGGAUAUCCUCAGCCUGUGAAUGCCUAUCUAGGUAUUCCAUAUGCCCUUCCUCCAGUGGGCAACCUGCGAUUCUGUCGCCCUGUCAAAGUACCUCAUUCGACAAAUAUUAUUGUUGCUUCGAAAUAUGGCUUUGCAGCUCCGGGGAAGGCCUUGCUGAUGGGAGGACCGACAGUCGAGAAAAGCGAAGAUUGUUUGACUGCCAAUGUCUUUCAGCCUAUUGAACAUGAUACCAAACUGCCAGUCGCAAUAUAUGUUCACGGUGGUGCUUUCAACAGAGGCUCGGCAUCAAUGCACGACACUGCAUCAAUGCUUGCAUGGUCCGAGCGGCCUUUUAUCGCGGUAAGUUUUGGGUAUCGUCUGGGAGCUCUGGGUUUCUUGCCCUCUACUCUGUCCAAAAAGGAAGGCCUUUUGAAUCUGGGUUUGCACGAUCAGAUUCUAUUGUUUCAAUGGGUGCAGGAGAACAUAGAGGCGUUUGGAGGAGACCCAAAUAAUGUUACUCUCUUUGGCCUCUCAGCGGGAGCUCACUCGAUUGGUCAUCAUCUUCUCAACUAUGACGAGCACCGCAAACCUUUAUUUCACCGAGUCAUCAUAGAAUCCGGUUCACCGACCUCACGCGCCGUUCGCCCUUAUGAUGCAAAGGUCCACGAGCAGCAAUUCCAAGAUUUCUUAAAGGAGGUCGAGUGCCCAAAAGAUCUGCCAGAAUCCGAAAUUUUCCCAUUCCUGCGCUCGUUACCCAGUUCAAUUAUAACGGAUGCUCAAGCAACAGUGUUCGAUAAAUGGAACCCAUCUCUGCAGUGGGCAUUUCAACCUGUGAUCGAUGGAGAUAUCAUCUCGCGCAAACCCCUUGAUGCUUGGAAGUCCGGCCUGUGGAACAAAGUACCCAUAAUGACUGGUUUCAAUACCAACGAAGGAACGAUGUAUGUCGAUAAAACAAUGUCUCGACCCGAGCAGUUUCGCAGUUUCUGGCACACUUUACUUCCGGAGCUUUCGACGGCAGAUCUAGAUACUAUUGAAAAAUUGUAUCCGGAUCCCAGCACUGAUCCCAAGUCACCAUACGUGGAGACUCGGCUCGAGCAUGGCCUCGGGGCCCAAUACAAACGUAUUGAGGCUGCAUAUGGCCAUUACGCAUAUGUGGCUCCUGUCCGCCAAACAGCCGAGUUUGCCUCUUGUCAGGGCGUACCAGUGUACUUAUAUCACUGGGCACUAGCCCGGACUAUUGUUGGCCGCGCAAAUCAUGGAGAUAAUAUGUACUAUGAGGCCUAUAGUAACAAUAUUACUACUCUGUCAAAAUCACAGCAGGAACUUUCGGGUACUCUACAUGCCUAUAUCACCAGCUUCAUUACACAGAGUGAUCCCAACGCCAUAUCGGGCCGAUAUGCUCAACGGCCGGAGUGGAAGCCUUAUGUACCCGAUGAGCCUGGAGUGUUGAUAUUCGGUCAGGGCAAUGAGGAACUGAUUGGAGGAGAUGUGGCACCAGCUGCGGAAUUCCAGGCUGAUAACUGGGCUAGGGAACAAACCAACUUUUGGUGGUCCAAGGUUGAGAUAUCACAGCUCGCCUAA
Messenger RNA from Talaromyces amestolkiae, 1632 nucleotides. RefSeq lists its product as uncharacterized. Lineage: Eukaryota; Fungi; Ascomycota; Eurotiomycetes; Eurotiales; Trichocomaceae. Bases 1 to 1632 code for a protein of 543 amino acids. The transcript is spliced from 2 exons. The record is from RefSeq and is a predicted model, not a curated record.